Trachemys scripta elegans is the source of this 1200-nucleotide messenger RNA. It is a transcript of the gene TAC1, whose product is annotated as tachykinin precursor 1. Gene Ontology annotation, biological process: tachykinin receptor signaling pathway. The record is from RefSeq and is a predicted model, not a curated record. NCBI's taxonomy places the organism in Eukaryota, Metazoa, Chordata, Testudines, Emydidae. The transcript has 6 exons. The coding region runs from base 263 to 610 and encodes 115 amino acids.
UGGAGAUGGGCUCCUUCUGCGCAGACUUCCCUAACACUGCGUCAUUUGCAACCCUAAAGUAAUAUAUUGUAGUUUGUGGUGGACACGGACACCCAAGGGGUCACCUCCAAAGAAAGGCUCCUUCCGAGGGUCAGAGGGGAAGAAGAAGGAAGGGCUAUUCAGGCAGACCGCAACUUCGAGCAACUGGCCGGAGGGUUCGGGACACUUGUCCGCCACCCACCCACCGCACUAGGGGUACUGCCUGGCAGGAGGAGAGGCGAAUAUGAAAAUCCUCGUCGCUUUUGCAGUGCUUUUCCUAAUUUCAGCGCAAGUGUUUGCAGAAGAAAUCGGAGCCAAUGAUGAUCUGAAUUACUGGUCUGACUGGUCCGACAGUGACCAACUCAAGGAGGAGCUGCCCUUACCCUUGGAACACUUUCUGCAGAGAAUUGCCAGGAGACCCAGACCACAGCAGUUCUACGGGUUAAUGGGCAAACGAGAUGCUGGUUAUGGCCAAAUCUCUCAUAAAAGGCAUAAAACAGACUCCUUUGUUGGACUUAUGGGCAAAAGAUCUUUAAAUUCUGGGUCCUCUGAAAAGAACACAGCACAGAAUUACGAACGAAGGCGUAAAUAAGACAUUCCCAUGUAUUUAUUAAACUUCAUCUGUUUAAAUGGCCAAUGCAGUGUAAUAUAAACUAUCCACUGUAAGGAAUAAUUAUUUAUUUAAUAAUUGUUGGGGUUUUUUUGAGUUGUAAAUUCAAUAAAAUGAUUAUUUUUCAGAGUAUGGCAGUGAUACAUGUUGUAUAAGUGUGUUGUAGGUCUAAAAUGAAGACGCCCCAUGGAACCGAAAUCAGUGACAUUUCACAACAAAGCACAUUAUUUGAAAUGACCUAUAAAGAUAUGUUCACCAAAUAACAAACAAAGGAAAUAAAAUUUUGUUAAUUUAAAGCAAUCGUAUCAGCUUCACUCCUAGUGCAGAACAGAACUAAUGUACAGUCUAGUGCCUCAAUUUCUUUUCAUGGUUUAAAAUGUACUGUAAUUUUCGUAUCAAAAAUAUAUUUGUAUCAUUGCAGCAUGUUUUAUGUUUCGUGACUGUGUGUGUGUAUAUAUCUCUAUUUAAACAAAAGAGGUUUGAAUGUGAAUCCAAGGUCUUCAGUUCAUAGUCUGAAAUUUUAUGAUAGUAACAUUUUAAAUAAAAAAUACUUUUGGGAUUUUGCAACAUAC